Molecule: messenger RNA, 893 nt
Organism: Catharus ustulatus (Swainson's thrush)
Lineage: Eukaryota; Metazoa; Chordata; Aves; Passeriformes; Turdidae
Product: guanylyl cyclase-activating protein 1-like
Exons: 4
Coding region: 1-567 (188 amino acids)
Molecular function (GO): calcium ion binding; calcium sensitive guanylate cyclase activator activity
Source: RefSeq, a predicted model, not a curated record
AUGGGAAACAACAGCAGCUCCACAGUGGAUGAUCUACAGGCUGUCGAGAUACACCACUGGUACAAGAAAUUCAUGACAGAGUGUCCUUCUGGACAGCUGACAGAGCACGAAUUUAAGCAGUUCUUUGGGCUUCGAGGGCUGGAUCCAGAGGCCAAUAAGUACAUUGAGCAGAUGUUCCGCACGUUCGAUAUGAACAAGGAUGGAUAUAUUGAUUUCAUGGAAUACGUGGCUGCCCUCAGCCUCGUUCUCCGAGGGAAGAUGGAGCAGAAAUUGCGGUGGUAUUUCAAGCUCUAUGAUGUAGAUGGCAAUGGCUGCAUUGAUCGACAUGAACUGCUCAACAUCAUUAAGGCUAUUCGAGCUAUUAAUGGUGGUGACCAUGAAACCAGUGCAGAAGAGUUCACCAACCGAGUCUUCAACAGGAUUGAUGUGAACGGCGAUGGUGAACUUUCUCUGGAUGAAUUUGUGGAGGGAGCAAGGAAAGAUGAAGAGUUCAUGGAGGUUAUGAUGAAAAGUUUGGACCUGUCACACAUUGUGGCCAUGAUAAACAACCGUCGGCAUAGUGUAUAAAUCAAGCUGGGAGAAGAUGCUGGGCCAAUAGAAGAAGGGUGUAGAAACACAAGGAAGGAGAGACAGCAUUUUUCAAAACAAAAUUUCCAUAAACAUGAAUAUGGAAGUAGGAACAGAAAGACACUGAUAUGUUUGUGUAUCUGAGUGCAUGUUCCUGUACAAAUACGGAAGCUUAGCCACGUAAAUGCAGGGCAGGUUCAGAAAAACUGAAUCUGGGUGGCAGUAUUUGACUCGUUUUUCUAAAGUUUAAAGGCCAAAUUUCAGGGCACAAUUUUCCUUUUUAUUCUGUGUCCCAGAUUAUCACUUUGAAACGGACUAAAAGUAAC